This is a messenger RNA of Cyprinodon tularosa, 2284 nucleotides long. Its product is annotated as complement component C1q receptor. NCBI's taxonomy places the organism in Eukaryota, Metazoa, Chordata, Actinopteri, Cyprinodontiformes, Cyprinodontidae. The transcript has a single exon. The record is from RefSeq and is a predicted model, not a curated record. Bases 16 to 1842 code for a protein of 608 amino acids. Gene Ontology annotation, molecular function: calcium ion binding.
UUGUGAGGAGCCACAAUGUUUGGGCCUCUGAAGGGAGCAGCAGCAGGACGCAUCUGGAGCGGCAGUCAAAACAAGCCGCAGCCCCUCAUUGUUUUCUACCUCAGUACGGAAACGCAGGGAAGAAAGGAGCCAUGGCUGCUGAUAAACAACAUUUCCGUCUUCAGUUUUGCUCCCAAACAGGAUACGGGGCCCCAAGGAUCCAAGCAGGCGAUCAUUUCUUCUGUGGCCACGAAUGGACGACCUCAGACUGGACAGCACCCACUUCUGCUGCUCUUCAUGGCAGUGAUGUUGCUGACCUUCGUCCUGACACUCAUCGGCAUCCUGGGGGGACCAUCGGGAGCCCAAGAGGAGAUGCUGUGCACCCCUAAAGCCUGCCUCAUCCUGCACAUGAAGAAUGUAAGUUUCCAUGCUGCUCAGAACCGGUGCCGACAUGACGGCGGGUACCUGGUGACGGUCAGAGACAGAAAUGAGGAGAUGGAUCUGCACUCGAUUCUCUCACUGAGAAAGAAACAGCAUGAAGAGGAGGUGCUGAAUAUCUGGAUCGGGUUAAAAAAGAACCAGGGGGACUGCACGCAGCCCAACAAACCCCUCCGAGGGUUCAAGUGGGUCUCUGGGGAGCAACUCUCCCAGUACUCCAACUGGAAAAAGGAGCCUGCAGACACAUGCAGUGUGGACAGGUGUGUGAAGGUGGAGUACAGCUUUUCACAGCAGGAUGGGCUCAGCUGGACUUCAGAAAGCUGCUUGAACAAAGGCGCCCCGUAUGCAUGUAAGUUCCUUUUCAAGGGGAUGUGUUCCUCUCUGACUCUGCUGGGGCCUGGAAAGAUCAUCUAUCAGGCCAUCUUCUCCCCCCAUCAUCCACUGAACAGUGGGUUGAAGCUGCUUCCAUUCGGGACCAGAGCAAGAGUCUUCUGCGGUGACCGAGAGAUGGAUUCCCCUCAGUGCAUCCUUCAGAACGGCUCCUACAGCUGGACCCAUCCAGGACCGUUCUGUAAACCGGGUCCCAAAAGCUGUGGGCAAAACAAUGGCGGCUGUGAACAUGAGUGUCGACCCCAAGGAGAAACUGCUCAGUGCCUCUGCAGAGAAGGUCAUGAGCUGGACGAGGACGGCUUCUCCUGCAGAAUAGAAGAUCCAUGCAGACCAGGUCUCUGCGAGCACCACUGCCUGCCGGGGAAGACAGGCUUCUCCUGUCAGUGUCCCAGUGGGUUCAGACUGGCUGAAAACCAGCACAGUUGCUCUGACAUUAAUGAAUGCAUCUCACAGGCCUGCGAGGGCCACGGCUGUGUCAACACCCCCGGUGGUUUCCACUGCGUCUGUGAGCAGGGCUAUGAGCUAAGCCAAGGCCGCUGUGUGGACAUGGACGAGUGUGGCGCUGCGCCCUGCUCCCAGCAGCACUCAUGCAUCAACUCUGUGGGCAGCUUCCAGUGUGUGAAGCUGUUAACCCAGGGGAACCAGGAGACCCAGGGGAACCAGGAGACCCAGGGGAACCAGGAGAUCAAGGAGAGAAUCACAGCCGCCCCAUCCCAGUACGGACAGCCCCCCAUCCUGACCCACACUGCCACCCCACUGUCUGACCUGGUCAAUGUCACAGACCAGAACAGAACCCAGUAUCUGGUACCGGGUGCGUCCACAGGGAGCAGGGUGCUCGUCUGCAUCCUGGGCUCGGUCAUCCCUCUGCUCGCCUUGAUCGCUUUGACUCUCUUCAUCACCAUCUUCCGCUGCAGCCGCUCCAGAAAAGAGCUGAAGAAGAAGCAGAGCACCGCUGAUGGCUACUGCUGGGUGCCUUCAGGUCUGGACCCACGUCUGGAGAAGCUGUACGAGUCCAUCGUGGCUGAUGACCUUUGACCCGGCAGGGGAAUGUGGAACUAUGCUAAUUUCUGAGGAGAACAGGCUCAGCUUUUGGACCUUUAGUCUCCUUGUUCUGUUCCUGGAGGCUUCAAAGCUCUAAAAUGUCUCCUUCAGAAAAAUUAAUCAAUUUAUGUAAGAUAUGAAACCUUUAUUAUUGCGACAGUUAGAUUAGCUUUCACCUCUGAGACAGCAGCCAAUGACUACACCACUUCAUCUUCAUUCUCAUCUUCAGCACCAUUCAAUAAUUUCUAACCAUCAGAAUUCAUUUCGUAGGUUGAGAUAAUAAGAUAAACUUUCCUCCAUCAUCCAAUUCGAUUCUAUUAUUUCUAUAGCGCUAAUUCACAUCAUGUCAUCUCAAGGUGCAGCAACCUUAAAAGCCUUUGGUACAUAUCCCUGUAACAGUGAUAGAUUAAUCACAUCUAAAAUGGCGGAGGAGAUC